Molecule: messenger RNA, 2497 nt
Organism: Pogoniulus pusillus (Red-fronted tinkerbird)
Lineage: Eukaryota; Metazoa; Chordata; Aves; Piciformes; Lybiidae
Gene: ACP6
Product: acid phosphatase 6, lysophosphatidic
Exons: 10
Coding region: 69-1304 (411 amino acids)
Biological process (GO): lysobisphosphatidic acid metabolic process; dephosphorylation
Cellular component (GO): mitochondrion
Molecular function (GO): lysophosphatidic acid phosphatase activity
Source: RefSeq, a predicted model, not a curated record
CCCCCGGCGCCCGCGGCCGGCGCGGCCGUGCGGCGCUAACGGGCACCGGCAGUGGCAGCGUCGCCGUCAUGGGUUGGGGAGCUCGCCUGGGCCUCCUGGGCGGCCUGGCCCUGUGGACGCAGCGGCAGAAGGCGGCGGCGGCGGCCCAGGAGCGGCGGGACCUGGAGCUGAAGCUGGUGCAGGUGGUCUUCCGGCACGGAGCGCGCACCCCGCUGCGGCCGCUGCCGGGGCCGGAGCCGGUGGAAUGGCUUCCUGCUCUUUUAGAUGUACCUGCUCAGACCAAGUUUGAUUACAUGGUGACUGACCUAAAUGGAGGGCCCCAACCUCCCUCACCCUUUGAUGAGCAAUACAAAAAGAUUACAUUCAAGGGUGGUGCAAUUGCUGGACAGCUGACAACACUGGGGAUGCAGCAGAUGUUUGCCCUAGGGCAAAGGCUAAGAAAGAGCUACAUGGAAGAAGCCAACUUUCUCUCACCAACAUUUAAGCCUGCUGAGGUCUUCAUCCGUUCCACUAACAUCUUCCGGAACCUGGAGUCGACGCGGUGCCUGCUAGCUGGGCUGUACCAACAGCAGAAAGAAGGAUCCGUUGUUAUUGUCACAGAUGAAGCAAGCUCUGAAAUACUCUACCCCAAUUACCACAACUGCCAGCGCCUGAAAUGCUUGAGCAGGCAUAAGUUGAAGAGUGCUCUGCAGCAGCCAGGUAUCUCGGAUGACUUGAAAACCAUUAAGGAGAAGAUGGGCAUUGGUGGUGAAAAGGCUGUAGACUUCUUUGUCCUCUUUGAUAACAUUGCUGCUGAGCAGGUGCACAAUUUGCCAAGCUGCCCUGUGCUGAAGGACUUUGAGCAGACAGUUGAGCGCCGAUCUGUUGAGUCGCUGCUUUUCGUGCUGGAAGACAGUUCAAGGGAAGUCCUGCAGAUGAGUGUGGGUCUCCUUUUCAAUACCUUACAGAAGAACAUCACAGAAGCAGUAGAGUCCUCCUCUCCAGCUCAAAAGGCCAGAAAGCUCAUUCUCUAUGCUGCUCACGACACCACCCUUUUCCCUCUGCUGGUGGCUCUGGGCACCUUUGAUCACAAGUGGCCGUGCUACGCCGCAGACGUGGCGCUGGAGCUGUACCAGCAUCGGCACUCCAAGCAGUGGUUUGUUCGUAUGCUGUACCGUGGGGAGGAGCAAGUGGUGAAAGGCUGCAGAGGAGGCCUCUGUCCACUCAAAGAAUUUCUAGGAGUUCUUUCACAGUACUCUCUCAGUCCAGAGGAAUACAGAAAUCUCUGCUCUCAGGUGGAGGACGAUCAGCAAAGUGACUCAUGAUUUAAGUUGUCUUAAAUUAAAAUCAGUUUGUCACAAUCUUUGACCAUUUUUCUUCACAUUCCUGCCAGCCUUCUCUACUGGAAAGGUAUUUUAGAUGAGGAGACUUUUCCCUACCAGGCACAGGGCGACACAGUGUCACUUUUCACUAUUAGCAGCAAGAUGAAAGAAGCCAAGGAACAGAACAGCUUAAGUUCGCUCCUGAGGUAGCCACACAAAAGCACAGAGGCUGAAAACAGCAUGGGAGAGAACAGACCUUUAAAUUGCCCUGCUGCUUCAGGAAUUCAGAAACCCAAACCAAACCACUACACACCUGUUCCUGGAUGCUGAGGCUGUGGGAUGAAGCCCAGCUUGCUCCGUGCAACUGGACUGGGCAGCUUGGACAGAACAAUUGCUUUUAUCUGUGGUGAGCUGCAGAAGCCUCUCCCUUUCUUUUGCCAUGGAGAGAUGCUCUGUAGACAGAUGAACCUCCCAAAUUGCAUAGCAUUUAGCCACUCCUUCACGUGGGCGUUUUUGUGCACACAGAACCUCUCCAAAACGACAGAAAGCCUCCAAACCUCUUCCCUGCACUCCUGCAAUUAUGGAACUUCUGCUGCAAACAAGCAAAACAACCACAGUGGGCCUAGGACAAGAACAUGCACUCUUGAUGAACUCUGCUUAAUGUGCUUUAAACAACAAAGUCCAGGGAGCUGCUACUGACUUCAGCUUUGGGCUGCACUGGAUCUAUUUUAGACUUGCUGAAGCAGGAAUACCACAGCAGAGCCAACAGAAGUACUUCUAGCUGAGAUGAAACUGCUUAUAAGACACUACUAAGAAUCACAGAAUCAAUGUCAGGGGCUGGGGCCUCAAAAGAUCAUCUAGUCCAUCCCCCCUGCCACAGCAAAAUCACCUGUACCAGGUCACACAGAGAGGGAGACUGAGCUGCCCUGGGCAGCCUGUUCCAGUGAAAAAAAUUCCUCCUCCUGUUUAAAUGAAAAUUCCUCUGCCUCAGCUUCCACCCACUGCCCCUUGUCCUUUCAUCAGGUAUCACCCAGCAGAGCCUGGAUUCAGCCUCCUGGCUGCAUAUUUAUAACCACUCACCAGUGGUCACCUCUCAGUCUCCUCCAAGCUAAAGAGCCCCAACUCCCUCAGGCUCUCCUUGUCACUGUGUUGUAAAAACCCCAUUUUUCAAUCAAUAAAUGAAACUUGGGUCCAGA